This is a messenger RNA of Neomonachus schauinslandi (Hawaiian monk seal), 1666 nucleotides long. It is a transcript of the gene OXNAD1, whose product is annotated as oxidoreductase NAD binding domain containing 1. The record is from RefSeq and is a predicted model, not a curated record. Bases 313 to 1251 code for a protein of 312 amino acids. Gene Ontology annotation, cellular component: mitochondrion. Gene Ontology annotation, molecular function: oxidoreductase activity. NCBI's taxonomy places the organism in Eukaryota, Metazoa, Chordata, Mammalia, Carnivora, Phocidae. The transcript is spliced from 8 exons.
UUCUCGCGGCGCCGGCGGUGCCGAGGCCGCUUUUUGCGGCCGCCGUUCUCAAGUCCGCGGAGCUUAGAGAGGCCUUGAGCUGGGUCCGCGGAAUCGGUGGCAUUGACCCGGCCCUCGACGUCCUUGGGGAGAGGAGGGUGCUCCUUUGCUUGGUCUCAGGCGGCGGCCGGAGCAGCUCUGCCUCUCGGACCUCCCUUCCUGCGUCCCCGGUGACGGACGAAAAGUUCGCUUGGAAUUUUGAUUCACCGAGUGACCUUGAGCUCAGGGCGACGCAUACCUUGUAGGGCUGCACUCGGCUAUUCAGGAGGCACCAUGGUCUGUGCUGCUGUCGCGGUCCCUGGGCUGUUGCGAAGCUCUGCUGGGACCGUCCGCACCCCGGCUGCCUCGCUGAGGCUGACAGCCAGUGCUUUGCGCCACCUGACUCUAGCAAGCAUAAUGAAAUCCAAAAGGAAAACUGAUCACUUGGAGAGAACUGCCAAUGUCGUUCGUCGGGAGAUGGUGUCGGCUGCUAAGGUGUGUGGGGCCGCUAAUGAGUCGCCAUCAGUGAAGAGGCUCUGCCUGCAUGUUGCUGAUAAAGACUUUUCUUUUAAAGCUGGCCAGUGGAUUGAUUUCUUUAUCCCAGGAGUCUCUGUGGUUGGUGGGUUCUCAAUAUGCUCCAGCCCCAGACUACUAGAACAAGAGAGAAUGAUAGAAUUGGCAGUGAAAUAUGCGAACCACCCUCCUGCUCUCUGGAUUCACAAUCAGUGUACACUUGACUCUGAAGUGGCCGUGAGAGUGGGUGGAGAGUUCUUCUUUGACCCGCAGCCUGCAGAUGCCUCUAGAAACCUCGUGCUGAUUGCAGGAGGGGUCGGAAUUAACCCCCUGCUCUCCAUCCUGCGGCACGCGGCCGACCUCCACAGAGAACGGGCCCACAGAGGGAGCGGCUACGAGAUGGGGACGACAAAGCUGUUCUACAGUGCCCAGAAUACCAGUGAGCUCCUGUUUAAGAAAAAUAUCCUCGAUUUAGUAAAUGAAUUUCCUGAGAAGAUUGCGUGCAGUUUGCAUGUUACGAAACAGACAGCCCAAAUCAGUGCAGAACUCAAGCCAUACGUCACGGAAGGAAGAAUAACGGAGAAGGAGAUAAGAGAUCAUAUUUCACAAGAGACUUUGUUCUAUAUUUGUGGCCCACCUCCCAUGACGGACUUUUUCUCCAAGCAACUGGAAAACAGCCACGUUCCCAAAGAACACAUUUGCUUUGAGAAGUGGUGGUAGGGAGCGGGCAAAGAUAGAAAAGAGAAAGCUGUGAAAUCUACCCAGGACAGCAACAGAGCUAUGAUUUGUGGCACGACAAAUUUACCUCUGCUCAGCUUUUUUUUUUUUUUUUUUUUAAGGCUGAACUAAGUGACCAGCUGGAGCAUAAAAGAAAAACCAGCUGACAGACUUAGAUGAUAAAUUUUUUACAAAGACUUCAUUGAUUCAAUUAUUUUUUACUUUAUUGAUUUUCUUUUAUUAAUAACUGAUUAUCUCAUGAUAUAUCUUGAAUUGGUCAAUAUAGGUUUUCUUUCCUCUUAGGGAAAAAAGAGACAUAGACUUUAAUCAUAUAAGAAUGCUGUUUUGUGUGUAAAAUGUAAGCUAUCUUCAUUUGAUAGCAACCUUUAUAUCUUGUGCUCAAUAAACUUAUAAUUUA